Molecule: messenger RNA, 1710 nt
Organism: Cladophialophora yegresii CBS 114405
Lineage: Eukaryota; Fungi; Ascomycota; Eurotiomycetes; Chaetothyriales; Herpotrichiellaceae
Product: choline-sulfatase
Exons: 2
Coding region: 1-1710 (569 amino acids)
Molecular function (GO): sulfuric ester hydrolase activity
Source: RefSeq, a predicted model, not a curated record
AUGGGCUCCUUCAACCCCUUCCCACAUUCUCCCCCAGUGUCGCCUCCUAAUGGAUAUCAAGGCGCCGACGGGUUCUCGACCCCUCUGUUCCCUCCAAAGCCCAACAUCUUGUUCAUCAUGGCGGACCAACUGGCGGCUCCUCUUUUGAAGAUGCACAAUCGCAAGUCUCAAAUCAAAACGCCCAACCUGGAUCAAUUGGCAGAACGCUCAGUCGUUUUCGAUUCGGCAUAUUGCAAUUCACCGCUGUGCGCUCCAUCCCGCAUGUGUCUGAUCAGUGGCCAGCUUCCCUCGAAGAUUGGAUCUUACGACAACGCUUGCUCCAUUCCCUCUGACACGCCGACAUACGCUCACUACCUGCGUGCCGCUGGCUACGAAACCACUCUGGCGGGCAAGAUGCACUUUAUCGGAGAUCAACUGCACGGCUAUGAGAACCGGCUGACCGCGGACAUCUACCCGGGAGAUUUCGGCUGGGCGGUGAACUGGGACGAUCCCGGUCGACGACUCGAGUGGUACCACAACAGCAGCUCUAUCUUGCAAGCCGGGCCCUGCGUUAGGACCAAUCAACUGGACUACGACGAGGAAGUCUUGUAUAAGUCCAAGCAAUAUCUCUAUGACUAUGCACGAGGACCAGCGGGGAAACGGCCGUUCGCCUUGACCGUCUCGUUCACGCAUCCCCAUGACCCCUAUGCAAUUGAGGACAAGUACUGGGACCUGUACGAAGGCGUUGAUAUCGACUUGCCUAACCUGCAUAUCAACGAAGAAGACCAGGAUCCGCACAGCAGACGCCUCAUGCAGGUCUGUGAAAUCGAGGGCCAUAACUUCACUGAUGAGCAGAUCAAGCGUGCUCGCCGAGCCUACUAUGGUGCGGUCAGCUACGUGGACGACUGCAUCGGGCAAUUACUCGAGGUGCUGAAGAAAUGUGGUCUGGACGACAACACCGUUGUCAUGUUCUCUGGCGAUCAUGGGGAUAUGCUGGGCGAGAGAGGUCUCUGGUACAAGAUGUCCUACUUUGAGAAUUCCGUCCGCGUACCGAUGCUCAUCAGCCACCCCAAGCAAUUCCGGCCGCAUCGCGUCUCUCAGAAUGUAUCUACCCUAGACCUGAUGCCCACGCUGGUGGAGUUGAUCGGAUCCAAGCUUGUUCCUGGGCUGCCAAUGGACGGGUUGUCUCUGUUGCCUCACCUCUACGGAGGAGACGGCGGACAUGAUACCGUCUUUGCCGAAUAUAUGGGCGAGGGAACCGUGGCUCCUCUGAUGAUGAUUCGUCGGGGCGAGUGGAAGUACAUCACAUGCCCAGUCGAUCCCCCCCAGUUGUUCAACCUACAGAAGGAUCCGCUUGAACGGGUGAAUCUCGCCAGCAGUGAAGACCCCGAGGUCCUGGCUGUAUUCAAGGUCUUCGAGCAAGAAGCGAACAAGAAAUGGGACUUUAAGAAGAUCACAGACGACGUUCUCACGUGUCAGCGUCGGCGUCGGUUCGUCUGGUCCGCCUUGACCCAAGGACGCUUCGAGAGCUGGGACUGGAAUCCGAUCGACGACGGCCGCGUCAAGUACAUUCGUUCUCAAACCCCACUAGACGAACUCGAACGGAAGGCUCGGUAUCCUACGCAUACCAACAUCCCUGCGAGGAUCACGGUCAACGACAAGGCCGAAGUUGUUUGUCUCCAGCCGAAGAGACUGACCGAGAUUGCCAGUGAACCAGUCCACUAUCGCUAG